Beta vulgaris subsp. vulgaris (sugar beet) is the source of this 1155-nucleotide messenger RNA. RefSeq lists its product as uncharacterized. The transcript is spliced from 3 exons. The coding region runs from base 1 to 1155 and encodes 384 amino acids. The record is from RefSeq and is a predicted model, not a curated record. Lineage: Eukaryota; Viridiplantae; Streptophyta; Magnoliopsida; Caryophyllales; Amaranthaceae.
AUGGAAUGUAUGACUAGUCCAAGCUACUCUCUUUGCAUUAAUGGUGAAACAUGUGGGUUUUUCAAGGGUAAGAGAGGGCUCAGGCAAGGAGACCCUAUCUCUCCCCUGCUGUUUGUAAUUGCUAUGGAUUAUCUUACCAGAUUAAUGAAGAAAAUGGGUAAGAAAGAUGAUUUUGCUUUCCAUCACAGAUGCCAAGGCCUUAGACUAAACCAUCUUAUCUUUGCUGAUGAUUUGAUGAUGUUUAGUAAGGGUAAUGUGCAAUCAGUUGUGCUCAUGGUGAGAACUCUCAAAGCUUUUGCUAAAGUCUCAGGCUUACAUGCUAGUCCUUCCAAGACUGCAAUAUACUUUGGAAAUGUCAAAGAGGACAUUCAGGAUAGGAUUGUACAACUCACAGGGUAUAAAAAAGGUCAAUUUCCUUUUAGAUACCUAGGAGUGCCUAUUACAUCCAAAAGAUUAGCUGUAGCAGAUUGUGAUGUUUUACUUGAUAGGAUUCUCCACAGAGUGUUUAUGCUACCAAAGAGUGUGCUGAGAAGGAUAGUGCAAAUUUAUAGAGCCUUUUUAUGGGAGGGCAAAGUAUUCCUCACUAAAAGUCUUCCAGUUGCUUGGGAGUGGGUGUGUAGGCCCAAAAUAUAUGGAGGUCUUGGAACUCAUGACUGUCUCACAUGGAACACAGCAGCAAUAGGGAAGUAUAUUUGGGAGAUUUCUCAAAAAGAAGAUGUCCUUUGGAUCAAGUGGGUGCAUAGUGUGUAUAUCAAAGGAGCUAACUGGUGGGAGUAUCAGGCUCCUACAGCUGCAAGUUGGGUGUGGAAGGUGAUUUGUAGAAUCAAGGAGGUCUUCAAGAGAGCUUAUGUGAACAACAAAUGGCUAAACUCAGAUAAAAACUACACUAUUACGCUGGGUUAUGAAUGGCUAAAAGGUCCACAAAUGAAGGUGGGAUGGCAUAAUUGGGUACAAAGUUAUGAUGAUAACUUUGAAAUUGGUUUGACUCAACCUGAAGAGUCUAAUCAUUAUGAUGUUGAACUAACCCCUAAAGGAAAAAAGAAGAAGCAAGUUCCUGACCUAGAAAACCUUGGCCUCAUCCUUAGGAGGAACAAGCAACGACAUAAGGAGCUCAAGAAGAUGAAGGAACUCGUGAACAUGAGGAAGAUCAAAUGA